Messenger RNA from Ipomoea nil (Japanese morning glory), 999 nucleotides. RefSeq names its product 60S ribosomal protein L8-like. Gene Ontology annotation, cellular component: cytosolic large ribosomal subunit; ribosome. The transcript is spliced from 3 exons. The coding region runs from base 64 to 849 and encodes 261 amino acids. NCBI's taxonomy places the organism in Eukaryota, Viridiplantae, Streptophyta, Magnoliopsida, Solanales, Convolvulaceae. The record is from RefSeq and is a predicted model, not a curated record. Gene Ontology annotation, molecular function: structural constituent of ribosome; RNA binding. Gene Ontology annotation, biological process: cytoplasmic translation.
AUUUAUCCAGCAGCGCUCCUCCAUCUCCGUGAGAGAGAGAGAGAGAGAGAGAGAGAGAACGACAUGGGACGGGUGAUCCGAGCACAGCGCAAAGGUGCCGGGUCGGUGUUCAAGUCCCACACUCACCACAGGAAGGGACCAGCCAGAUUCCAUUCACUGGAUUUCGGCGAGCGCAAUGGGUACCUCAAGGGCGUGGUGAGCGAGGUGAUUCAUGACCCGGGUCGAGGCGCGCCGCUCGCACGAGUCACCUUCCGCCACCCUUUCCGCUACCAGCACCAGAAGGAGCUCUUCAUCGCCGCCGAGGGGAUGUACACCGGCCAGUUUGUGUACUGCGGUAAGAAGGCCUCUCUCAUUGUCGAAAAUGUGCUCCCUCUCAGAUCCAUCCCCGAAGGUGCUGUCGUCUACAACAUCGAGCACAAGGUCGGUGACCGCGGUGUAUUCGCUAGGUGCUCCGGUGAUUACGCAAUUGUCAUAAGUCACAACCCGGACAAUGGAACCACUAGGAUUAAAUUGCCGUCAGGAUCGAAGAAGAUUGUGCCGAGUGGGUGCCGUGCUAUGAUUGGUCAGGUUGCUGGAGGUGGGCGUACUGAGAAGCCACUCCUAAAAGCUGGUAAUGCUUAUCACAAGUUCAGGGUUAAGAGAAACUGCUGGCCCAAGGUUCAUGGUGUUGCCAUGAAUCCUGUGGAGCAUCCUCAUGGUGGUGGUAACCAUCAGCAUAUCGGUCAUGCCAGCACUGUCCGCCGUGAUGCACCCCCCGGCCAGAAGGUUGGUCUUAUUGCUGCCAGGAGAACUGGUCGUCUCCGUGGUCAAGCCGCAGCCACUGCUGCUAAAUCUGACAAGGGUGCUUAAAUUCAAUUUUAUUGUAUUAGUUAUGUAAAAGUUGAGUUUCGAUCUCUGCUGUUUUUAUCUUCCUUUUUGUUUUCUGGCAUAUACCCCAACCUUACUGGAAUUUAACAGUAAAUUUUGGUUUAGUGAAUUUUGUUUGAAGUUGAGCUUGAA